CAGGUAAAAGUGGUUUCAUCUGUAACCCGGUAGAUGUUUCGUUCUGACUGAAGUACUUCCUUUCCUGUGGCAGUCAGCAACUGAAGAUGGCAAAGAUUAAGGCCCGAGAUCUGCGUGGCAAGAAGAAAGAGGAGCUGCUGAAGCAGCUGGAUGACCUGAAGGUAGAGCUGUCCCAACUGCGUGUUGCCAAGGUCACCGGAGGAGCUGCUUCCAAGUUAUCAAAGAUCCGUGUGGUCCGCAAGUCCAUUGCCAGAGUUCUGACUGUCAUCAACCAGACUCAAAAAGAGAACCUGAGGAAAUUCUACAAGGGCAAGAAAUACAAGCCCCUGGACCUGAGGCCCAAAAAGACCCGUGCUCUUCGCCGGCGGUUGAACAAGCACGAGGAGAGUCUCAAGACCAAGAAAAUGCAGAGGAAGCAACGUUUGUACCCCAUCCGCAAGUUUGCCGUAAAGGCAUAAAAGCUGUUUUCGCAGUGCAAAUAAAGGCCCAAAAGUGGAAAAAUAAAA
This is a messenger RNA of Anguilla anguilla (European eel), 506 nucleotides long. Its product is annotated as 60S ribosomal protein L35. Lineage: Eukaryota; Metazoa; Chordata; Actinopteri; Anguilliformes; Anguillidae. Gene Ontology annotation, cellular component: cytosolic large ribosomal subunit; ribosome. Gene Ontology annotation, biological process: translation; maturation of LSU-rRNA from tricistronic rRNA transcript (SSU-rRNA, 5.8S rRNA, LSU-rRNA). The record is from RefSeq and is a predicted model, not a curated record. The coding region runs from base 87 to 458 and encodes 123 amino acids. The transcript is spliced from 4 exons. Gene Ontology annotation, molecular function: mRNA binding; structural constituent of ribosome.